CCCCGGCCCUGAGAGAAGCCGGCCGUUUCCUGUCGCGAGGUGCGUGAAGCCGUGGUGUGGGCUUCUUUCUGAGGGCAGAAGCUUUGGAAGUUUGGCGGCCGGGGCUCAGCGGCCGGCGGGUCUGAGGCCGUCACCAUGCCACAAAACGAAUAUAUUGAAUUACACCGUAAACGCUAUGGGUAUCGUUUGGAUUACCAUGAGAAAAAGAGAAAAAAGGAAAGCCGGGAGGCUCAUGAACGCUCCAAGAAGGCCAAAAAGAUGAUUGGGCUGAAGGCUAAGCUCUACCACAAGCAGCGCCACGCUGAGAAAAUACAGAUGAAAAAGACUAUCAAGAUGCAUGAAAAGAGAAACACCAAACAGAAGAAUGAUGAGAAGACCCCCCAGGGAGCAGUUCCGGCCUAUCUGCUGGACAGAGAGGGACAGUCACGAGCUAAAGUCCUUUCGAAUAUGAUCAAACAGAAACGUAAAGAGAAAGCGGGAAAAUGGGAAGUCCCUCUGCCUAAAGUUCGUGCCCAGGGAGAAACAGAAGUAUUAAAAGUUAUUCGAACAGGAAAAAGAAAAAAGAAGGCAUGGAAGAGGAUGGUCACCAAAGUCUGCUUUGUUGGAGAUGGCUUUACAAGAAAACCACCCAAAUAUGAGAGAUUCAUUAGACCAAUGGGCUUACGUUUCAAGAAGGCCCACGUAACACAUCCAGAACUGAAAGCCACCUUCUGUCUGCCAAUACUUGGUGUAAAAAAGAAUCCUUCGUCCCCAUUAUAUACAACUUUGGGUGUAAUUACCAAAGGCACUGUCAUUGAAGUGAAUGUGAGUGAGUUGGGCCUCGUGACACAAGGAGGCAAAGUUAUAUGGGGGAAGUAUGCCCAGGUCACCAACAAUCCUGAAAACGAUGGAUGUAUCAAUGCAGUCUUACUUGUUUGACAGCAGUCUCAUAUAAGUAACUUCUAAUCAUUAAAGAAGGCUACAGAUUAAAUGGGGACACCGUCAUUCCUGUGAUGUUUCUGCAAACUACCAAACAGCCCUACUCUACAGUCAUCAAGAGAGCUAUUUAUUAAUCUGUAAAAAAACA
Messenger RNA from Ochotona princeps (American pika), 1066 nucleotides. RefSeq names its product NSA2 ribosome biogenesis factor (gene NSA2). The coding region runs from base 136 to 918 and encodes 260 amino acids. Gene Ontology annotation, biological process: maturation of 5.8S rRNA; maturation of LSU-rRNA. The record is from RefSeq and is a predicted model, not a curated record. Lineage: Eukaryota; Metazoa; Chordata; Mammalia; Lagomorpha; Ochotonidae. Gene Ontology annotation, cellular component: preribosome, large subunit precursor; nucleolus. The transcript has 6 exons.